This is a messenger RNA of Anguilla rostrata (American eel), 2894 nucleotides long. RefSeq names its product pre T-cell antigen receptor alpha-like. Bases 1031 to 1483 code for a protein of 150 amino acids. Lineage: Eukaryota; Metazoa; Chordata; Actinopteri; Anguilliformes; Anguillidae. The record is from RefSeq and is a predicted model, not a curated record. The transcript is spliced from 4 exons.
ACUAUGGUUUUUUAUUAAAGCAAAUGUUAAACCCUGUAUAAUAAAUUCAUUGAUAUUUUAUGAGAGUAAACACACGCGCGCGCAAACACACACAGAGAGAGAGAGAGAGAGACUUAUAUUAGGGGGUUUAUUAUAUAUAUAUAUUUUUUUAUCAUAUUAAUAUUUAUUGGAUAUAGGACAGUAGCAGAGAAAUAAAGUCGAGUUGCUGAUGUAAAUAUUUGAUUAAAACAUUUUUAAACCGAUUUUUUGUGCCUUUUUAUUCUUAAUCUGAAGUCUUCUUUGCUGUGAUGACAGCAGUAAUAAGCACUUCAUUUGUUUUUGGUGCGAUUAUUUAAAUUGCUCAAUGCCUGUAUGGUGGAGCUUUUUCAAUAGAAUUUAAAUUCAGAAUAAAUAUGAAAAUGUCUGUUGGUUUUUGUCAAACUCAACAGGGAAUUGGGCAACAAUUUGUGUUGAUUCAAAUAAACAAGCUUGUGUAUAAGUUUUUAGCAGGUGUGGGAUGUUUCAAGGAGUUAUUCACUAGAGAGGACUGUCUUCUAACAGCAAUUUGUGAUACCAUCAGUGUGUUAUCUCAGAGUUCACCAGAGAAAGACAGGUGUGUCACACAUAUAUUUUUUUUUCCCAUUUACACUUCAAAUUAAGCAUUAAGACAACACAUCCACUGAAAAUGGCAAUGUUUUACCAAAUACAUUAAUCUGUGAGCUAAUUUAAAAGCCUUUAAAGUUAUUUUUAAUGAAAGUUUUUAAUUAUGUCAUUUGAAUGUGAAAUCUAAUAUAACAGAACAAAACAAGUAGUAAUGCUACUAAAUAAUAGUGGUGGUGUGAAACAUUCUCUCUCUCUCUUCUCUCUCUCUCUCUCUCUCUCUCUCUCUCUCUCUAAAACACCUUGUGGGUUACUUGGCAGAGAGCCCAGAAAAGUAAGAGCAGAGUGUAGAGGAGAUUUCAGGGCGCGGGUGUCACAUGUCACAUGACCCAAAGCUACUAAUCCCCUGGCCUGCCACAUUCAGCUCAUUGAAACUGCACAGUGCAGCAGAAUGCUCCUCAGCUUCCUGACCAUCCAUUUCAUGGCAAUGGGAGUGGAGGCCGAAGUCUUUGCCACCCUGGCGCCCCCAUUCCACCUCUCCAGGGAGAGGGGUAGCAGGACCAUCCUAGUGUGCCUGGUCAGUGACCCUGUGCGUGGCGACAUGGUGAUCACCUGGCUCUCCACAAAGGGAGAAGGGUCCAGUCCCAUCACCCACAGCGUGGCCGAGGAAGAGGAUGGCACACACAGCGCUCUGUCAGUCAUAUCGGUGCCGACCGACGCAUGGGACUCGUACACCUGCUUCAUCACUCACAGUAACCCAGCGAUGGUUAUCCAGCGACGCUACAUCGACUUCGUGGGUAUCCAGAUGCAAUCUGACAUUGUAUUCAUCUUGGCUCUCAGAAUUCUGAUUUUUAAAAUAACAAUGUUCAAUCUUCUGAUGACCACAAGUGCUGUUAUAAAAUGAUGGUCAUAUUGCUCUUGGAAAAACAGUGGUCUUCACAAAUUACUCUCAAGGAAGAUGUGAAGGAAUGUUGAUCCUUCUUCAUUAUGUCAGAAGUGACGGGACUUGGAGACGAUGGAGAACAGGUCUUUAGCUUCACCUCAAAAGGACGUUCCUAAUAUGACAUCCAGGAAGCUUCGCUUUUCAAUACCAAGGCCUUAAUGUUGAAGGAAAAUAUUUUCGUCAAAAUGAUGGAAACUGUAUUGAACACAUAAUAACCUGGCCGUGAACACGAUGCUUGAUCUGAACAGCAGAAGAGUAGUGUUAAUAACAGGCCUGAUCGACAGUGCUCAGUUUUUGACAGUCAGAGUCUGUCAGCAGAGAUCUGCUUUUCAGGGUUUCUGCUUCACUUGACUUGACUCAUUUCGCCAAACUCUGUCUCUCAAGUUCACACCGCAUCAUUAUAAGCCUUAAUGUAGGCAAAAAGUGCAUGUGGUAUUAGCUGAUUUCAGCUUCUAUAGUGUUACUUUCCAUAAAAUAGUCAGUGUAAACUCAUUGUGCGUUGAUGGUUACCUUGGCCUUAUCACACUUCCUGCUCCACCAUAUCCAUAAAUCCCAAUCAUAGGCCAUUAUUCUGAACAUUAGAAAACCGAGAUGUCUUUAGAUGUUGCCGGAAGGCAUUAAAAUGUUCCAUCACCAUGGGUUUGUGCGCUUCCAAAUGUGUUCCUGUUGAUUGCAAAGAAGGUUCUGCUACAUUAAGUUUCCCCCCGGAUCCUCCGCUUGGGCUGACCCGCAGGCUUACCACCACCAGAAAUACAACUGGGCUUACUCAUAAUCCCACCCCACUGCACUGGGGGGGGGGGGACAUUAUUUAGAGGUCAUCAUUGCAACACGCUGCAAGAUUGAAAAUGUUUUUCAAAUGAAAUAUUUGCCAGCUUCUGUUGCUUCCAGUUACAAGCAUCAUUGUUCUUAUCCCAGAUUUUACAUGGAUAAGUAACUACGGUGAUGGAAUGUACUUUCAGGAUAAUGCCAUACUGUACAUUUCCAAAUGUAGAUUGUAAUUGGUAUGCAUUCACAUUGGACAUUGUGAAUGAGAAAUUCCUUUGCAUUAUGACUUGUACCAGAGCCUAAGAGUUUCUUCAAGCAUUUUUUUGAAGCAAGAUGAUUGUUUAACAAUGUAUAUUCUGCUGGUUUUACACACUUUUAUGUACACUAUUUUUUAAAACCUGUUUUAACAAGUUUUUUUCUGUGUUUUCUCUUUCAUUGUCACUGAAUUAACGUGUUCCACUUGUGGAUAUUUUUUCUUGUUCAAUGUAAGUUCUUUUACCAAUGUUUAUGGUUAUUUUACUGUAUUUGCAGUGUUGUACAGCACUUUGAGCAAGGGAAAAGCGCUUUAGAAAUAAAAUGCAUUAUUAUUGUUAUUAUUACUACACAA